AGUACAGUGUGUUUACAGAAAGUACACCAGCUGCAAGAAAAAACGGUCAACUUGAAAUAGACCAGAUUCACAAAGAGACCAAGAGGAUCCCUCCAUUCAACACCUCCAAAAUGAGACUUGUGAUCCUGGAGGACUAUGACCUGGCCAGUGAAUGGGCAGCCAAAUACAUCCGCAACAGAAUCAUCCAGUUCAAGCCCAGUGCUGACAGAUACUUCACCUUGGGAUUACCCACAGGAAGCACUCCUUUUGGCUGUUACAAAAAGUUGAUAGAGUUUCACAAGAAUGAGGAACUCUCUUUCAAAUAUGUGAAGACCUUCAACAUGGAUGAGUAUGUGGGCCUGCCCCGGGCCCACCCAGAGAGCUACCACUCCUACAUGUGGAAUAACUUCUUCAAGCACAUUGACAUCGAUCCAGCUAAUGCCAAUAUCUUGGAUGGCAAUAUCACUGACCUGGAAGCAGAGUGUGAGGCCUUUGAGAAGAAGAUCGCCCAGGCUGGGGGAAUCGACCUGUUUGUGGGAGGUAUCGGACCAGACGGCCACAUUGCCUUCAAUGAGCCAGGCUCCAGUCUAGUCUCCAGGACCAGAGUGAAGACUUUAGCCAAGGAUACCAUCGUAGCCAAUGCCCGUUUCUUUGGAAACGACCUGUCAAAGGUCCCCACCAUGGCCUUGACUGUGGGUGUGGGGACAGUCAUGGAUGCCCGAGAGGUUAUGAUUCUCAUCACGGGAGCCCACAAAGCCUUUGCCCUGUACAAAGCAAUAGAGGAGGGGGUCAACCACAUGUGGACCGUCUCAGCCUUCCAGCAGCACCCACACACCAUCUUUGUGUGUGACGAGGACGCCACACUGGAGCUCAGAGUCAAAACAGUCAAGUACUUCAAAGGUUUGAUGCAUGUUCACAACCGACUGGUGGACCCAGUGCUCAGCAUAAAGAACCAAUAAUGGAGAAUGAAACCAAGUCAGAGAAUUCCAGACCUCAAAAUGGUGGAUGGACCCAGAGUUGUUGGUAGGCUACAACCAGCAUGACAAUGUGCCAGAGAGAUUGUUUGUCAGCACUUCAGUUGAGGGGCUAUGGUUUAAGGCUGCCAUAACAACUACCCAAGCAUUACAGUGCAUGAAAUUUGCUCAGUUUGUUACAUUGCAUUAGGGUACUAUGAAGGCUAACUGUAAAUGCCCCCUCAGCUGAUAUGUUAUAGAUGCCAUGAAUUCUCACACACAACUGUUACCAAUAUAUUAUGAGGUCAGACUCUUUGCAGUAUUAGUCUCAAACAGAUUUAUUUGCCUUUUUGACUCCUCUUCUUUCUUCCAUCUGCACAAUCUAGAGACGGGAUGGAGGAAAGCAAAAUGCUUAGACCAGGUCAGAUGAAGGAAAGGAGAUGCGUUAUCAAAUAAAUCCACUUUGGGUUGUUGAGACCUGUUUAACAGGGAAACAUACAACACUAUAGUUCCUUUACACUCCAUUCCAUGUCAUUCGUAGCUUUGAGCGCUCCAUAGAUUUGUUUACCUGACAGUCAGUUAUACUUGCCAAGUUGCCACCGCAGUGAUAUACAUUCAAUAUACUGUCUUUUGUAUUUCUAUCUGAAAUGUAAUUCUUGGCCAUAUUUUAUGCUCUCACAAGAUUGUUACGGCAAUCAUUUGAUGUCAAGGCAUCAUGUUAACUUUUCAAACAUCUCCAGUCAGUCAUUCCUUUAAUUUUUUUUUCUUUUGUGGUUUUGUAGAACAUUCUACCAGAACAAGUAUGUUUUCAAUUCAUUGUAACUAAAUUUUCCUGAAAUACUGGGCUAAGAAGAUUACUGAGUCUUUUUUAGAAAUUGAUUUUGCACAUACUGUACUGUAACUCUCAUAAAAGUGCUUUAUACCGGC
Molecule: messenger RNA, 1859 nt
Organism: Coregonus clupeaformis (lake whitefish)
Lineage: Eukaryota; Metazoa; Chordata; Actinopteri; Salmoniformes; Salmonidae
Product: glucosamine-6-phosphate isomerase 2
Exons: 7
Coding region: 111-938 (275 amino acids)
Biological process (GO): N-acetylneuraminate catabolic process; carbohydrate metabolic process; D-glucosamine catabolic process
Cellular component (GO): cytoplasm
Molecular function (GO): glucosamine-6-phosphate deaminase activity; identical protein binding
Source: RefSeq, a predicted model, not a curated record